This is a messenger RNA of Hyaloscypha bicolor E, 3174 nucleotides long. RefSeq lists its product as uncharacterized. Bases 1 to 3174 code for a protein of 1057 amino acids. The transcript has 11 exons. Gene Ontology annotation, molecular function: ATP binding; ATP-dependent chromatin remodeler activity. The record is from RefSeq and is a predicted model, not a curated record. Lineage: Eukaryota; Fungi; Ascomycota; Leotiomycetes; Helotiales; Hyaloscyphaceae.
AUGUCCCAACCUCUCGACCUUGGUGGGGCGUCCAUAGGGUCACUCGUAAGCGACGAGACGGAAGGAGAUGAGGACGACGGGAAAAGUUGGAGGUCUUCAAGCUCCUUCGAGAGCAGUCAGAUAGAACUGGGGAUUUCGCCUGAGCAACUCCGUGGAUUUCAAGAUGACAAUAUAUUUGCCAAGGAAGGCUCCGGCAAGGAAUGGGUUACCAUCGACCGUUCUGAGGAGGCUGCUGCUCAGAAACAAGACAAACUCAAGCGUCGUGGAAGCUACGAAUUCGCUGGAAUAUUGAAAAGGUCCCGAUCGCAAUCACUAUCUCUUGACUGGGACCUUGAGAUCGGUGCUUAUAUCCCUGCAAUUAAUGAUGACCCAGGACCUGAGUUGCCAAAUAGCAGUGCGGAUAGUGCGUCUGAAGUUGAUUGGGAAUCUUUUCUUUGUGAGGAUGAGAUGUUGCCUGCUUCGAAUUGGGAAGAAGAGUUUCCGAAAUACAAGGCAAGGAUGAUGGACCACUACGGUUACAAAGGAAUUUUCGAGGACGAGCAGCAGCAUGGGCCGAAGGAAUGCGAAGAUGAGCCUUGGCACCCCUACAACCCCGAGAAUUUUAAGGACGCUGAAAUGGAGGGGAUGACAUUCACAAGCCAACUUGAGGAUCAAAUUGAGAUCUGCUACGGCAUGAUCCAAAAAGUCCGAGUGAAAGUGCUUCCACAGGCGGUCCGGCUCUUGAAUCGCGUCCGAAUAACUCAGAUUGUCACGCAAACGCUAGAGAUACAAGAUGUCUAUAUCUUCAUAGUUUUUUCUGAAGGAGACAACCAAAAAUUUUUCUUGCAACCUCCAAGAAAAAUGGAUGAAGAAGGACAGUUAUUUAAUAACGUGGCAGUGAUAAAUCGAGAAUCCAGCACCGUCCUCUCGCGGAUUGCAAUGUUUUGCACCUUCGAGGCGUCUUGUUUAAUCGACCCUUGGACCCCAAUUUCCAGUGGAACAACCACAAUCGACAAGGACACCUGUAUUCUUGUUGAUAUUAUUAUCUAUGGGCAUCCGAAGCACUGUGAUGAGGUCGGCGAUAUUCUUAGUGCAAGGAAGACGUAUUUGCAAGAGCCAGAUUACCGAAAAACUUUAUGUGGUUACAAAAACCCACAUUUCUUGGAUUUGAACUCCAAUCACCCUGUCGCGGACAUGGACCGUGAUCCAUUGAGAAUCUCACUGCUACAAACUGAACUUGGCUUGCAGCAGCAAGAAGCUUCGAAUGCAAAAGCCUUGACUCAGUCACUUUUGAAACAAAAGCUUGUGGCUGUGUUCAAGACCAUGACACGCUCUCAAAACCUCAAGAGAGUAACAGCGGACACCAAUAGAGUUCAUACGGAUUUAAAACCGUAUCAAGAAGAGGCAUUAGAUUUCAUCCGUCAACGCGAGUAUGGCCCUGUUUCCGAAGAAUAUUGUCUUUGGAAACACAAAAGUCAGAAUUCAUAUAUACAUUCCAUCACAGGCUUUGAGAGGAAAGAAAUUCCUAAAGAGACAGGCGGUGGUAUUCUUGCUGAUGAGAUGGGGUUGGGCAAAACCUUGACGAUUCUCUCGGCUAUUAUCAGAACAACAAAUGAGGCCAAAUCAUUCGCAUGCGGCGUGCUAGACGGUACACUUCUCACUGUGGAGAACACAUUGAUUCCUUCUAGAGCUACCCUCGUGGUUGUACCUUCUCCUUUAUUGCUUAACGAGUGGCUGCAAGAGAUCAAGCUGCACUGCACGGGCUUCUCGAAGCCUAUCAUCUACCAUAGCCAUGGUCGAGAGGGGAAUCCAAGGGUGCUUGCAGAUUCUGAUAUCGUUCUGAGUACCUACCAUACUAUUGCUGCCGAGUCGACGGAUAUCACCAGUCCUCUCUGCAAAAUUAAUUGGUUUCGAAUCGUGCUCGACGAAGCACACAUUAUCCGAGGCAUGACCACGAAACUCUUCAAAUCAAUCAAAAGGCUUCGGUCGAAUUUUCGAUGGUGUCUGACAGGAACACCUAUUCAAAAUAGCUUGGAGGAUCUCGCGGCUCUCGUCAACUUCAUACAAUCAUCGCCCCUCGAUGAUUUCCACGUCUUCAAGAAGCACAUCAUCUCCCCACUAAUGAAGGGGUCCGAGAAAGGUGUAGAUAACCUCCGUCAACUCUUGGACUGUGUUUGUCUGCGUCGAACCAAGCAGCUUCUCAACUUGCCCCAAAUCAUCUCCGAAUCUCGAUUGCUGAACUUUUCCCCUCGAGAGAAGAGGCAGUAUAUUGAUACUCGAGACAAGUUAGUGAAAAUGAUCAACCAGAAUAGGUUACAACAGCAAAACAAGGGUUGUCUUGGCGUCUUCCAACUGCAGUUGCAGCUCCGGCGUUUGUGCAAUCACGGCACAUUUCAGAGAUCAUCUCUUGGGGUUAAAGACUUUGACCCCGAACAAGCAAUAGCGCACCUGAGGAAGCAGAAGCAGGCUAAGUGUGAGGUUUGUGGCAUACAUGUGACAGGGAUUCAUGGUAUCGAAGAGCAGCGUAGUGGUAGUUUCACCACGUGCGGACAUCUACUUUGCUCGAAAUGCAUCCCAACGAUGAAGGAGGCGCUGCAGAAAAUCGAUGGUCGGGAUGGCUGUCUGAAGUGCUCGUUAUGCCCGGAGACUAUUUUUGGAGAGUACCUCGUGACCGAGGAGGCAUCAUCCAAACCAUCUAAAUACGGAAACAAGAAUCUCUCUGCCUGGCAGUAUUUCGAUAAGGCCGGCUGCUCCACUAAGAUCUCUGUAGUAGUCGUAGAUAUCGAUAUUGUCUUCUCCUGCUGGACACGAUCACUAGAUCUCAUUGGAAUCUUCUUCUCAUCUCGCAACAUUGCUUUUGUGCGGAUAGAUGGCUCUCACACGCUCGUACAGCGUAAGUGGAUCCUGGAGGUCUUCCAGAAAGACUCGGAAAUCAAAAUCUUGCUCAUGACUACGGGGACAGGCGCUGUUGGGCUCAAUUUGACAGUGGCAAAUUGUGUUUAUAUCCUGGAACCGCAGUGGAACCCAAUGGUUGAGAGUCAAGCUAUUGCGCGAGUCAAUCGUAUGGGCCAAACGAGGGAUGUUAGAGUGGUGCGGUAUAUCAUGGAGGGUACGGUUGAAGAGCUGGAAUUGCAGACACAGCAGACACGGAAGCUUGAAUAUGCGAAGCUUGGUUGGAAAGAGGAUGAUUGUUAG